Entamoeba histolytica HM-1:IMSS is the source of this 1085-nucleotide messenger RNA. Its product is annotated as alcohol dehydrogenase, putative. Gene Ontology annotation, molecular function: alcohol dehydrogenase (NAD+) activity; metal ion binding. The transcript has a single exon. Lineage: Eukaryota; Evosea; Mastigamoebida; Endamoebidae. The record is from RefSeq and is a predicted model, not a curated record. The coding region runs from base 3 to 1085 and encodes 360 amino acids.
CUAUGUCACAAGAGACAUUUACUGAUAUUUGUCCAACUCAAUUAAUAUAUGGUUCUAUAAAAGAUAAAAUUACUAGGAUUAUUGAAGGAAAAGAAUGUAUUAUUGUUACUACUUCUCAUUCACCUUAUUCAUUGGGAAUUAUUGAUAUUGUUAAGCAAGUUUUUAAAGAAAAUAAUGUUGAUUAUUUCAUUUAUGAUAAAAUUACACCAAACCCACUCUACACUUCUGUUAAAGAAUGUGUUGAUUUAACUAAAAAUUUUGGUGAUUUUAUUCUUGGCAUAGGUGGUGGAUCUGCUAUAGACGCUGCUAAAGCUGUUAGUCUUAUGAAAAAUGGAGUUGAUAUAUUGAAUAGUGAUGGAAAUGGAAUUCCUGUUAAUGGUAUUUUAACCCUCAGUGGUUCUGGUACUGAAGUUACUCCUUUUUCCAUUCUUAAUUUACCUAAUGGAACAAAAAAGUCAAUAAAAGCACAUAUGUUUUUAGGGAAAUGUCUUAUUGAUAAAGACUUACAACUGCAUAUUUCUGAUAAGUAUCAAUGUGCUUUAGUUAUUGAUAUUUUAUCUCAUUGUAUUGAGUCUUAUCUCUCAGUUAAAGCAACUCCAAGAUCUAUGGAGGCUAGUAAAAAAGGUAUUCAAAUGAUUUUUAGGCAUGGAAAAAUUGGAAUUCAACAAGUAAGAGAAAUGGAUUGUAUUAGUGCAUCAGUUAUUGGAGGUGUUGCUAUUACUGUUGCAGGUACUUCUGUUCCACAUGGAUUAGGUUAUUAUAUUACAACCCAUUAUGGUAUUUCUCAUGGCUUUGCUUGUGGGGUAUUUUCAUGUGCUUACUUGAAAUUAUCAGAAAAACAAGAAAUUUGUGGUAAACGUUUGAAAUUGUUAUACGAUGAAUUAAAUAUCCAAAGCGGCGAAAUUGGUUUGUUCAUUAACAAUUUACUCUACCAAUUUAUGGAUAAAGUCCAAGUAAAAGAACAAGAAGUUGCUAUUAUGGUUAAUGAAUUUCUUGCAUCAGGAAAGAACAAACAACACCCUGACUUCCUUGACAAGAACGAUAUAAAAGAUAUUAUUCAAGAGUCAGUUAGUGUUAUUGCUUAA